Molecule: messenger RNA, 891 nt
Organism: Phaeoacremonium minimum UCRPA7
Lineage: Eukaryota; Fungi; Ascomycota; Sordariomycetes; Togniniales; Togniniaceae
Product: putative chitin binding protein
Exons: 1
Coding region: 1-891 (296 amino acids)
Source: RefSeq, a predicted model, not a curated record
AUGGUUACCUCACCCACACCACGAGCUCUAGGCUUAAACUUCAAGGACGCCUGUGGCGAGCAGCUAUUCAACAACCAAAAUGCUGACCCCUAUGGCAACAUCCAAGCUUUGGCACAACUGAUCAAGGCUGACGACUUCAACGCAACUGCUUGUAAUCUCGCGUUCUGCAAGGGCUAUCAGUUUUCUGAUGCCAACGCCGCCGAUAUUCAGCAGUUCACCGCUGGUCAGACCCUACCUAUGAAAAUUGAGAUCCGCGCGCCGCACACAGGUGUGGCCAACGUUAGCAUUGUGGAUGCUGCUACCGGUGCGAUGAUCGGGUCACCCCUGAUUUCGUUUACGAACUAUGCCAGCACGGCUACUGGCGUUGCCGCGAACAACACCGAGUUCUCGGUUACGCUUCCCGAUGUGAGCUCCCAGUGUGCAACGACAGGUGCUUGUGUUCUGCAGUGGUGGUGGGACAGCAGGGAGGUCGGCCAGACCUACAUGAACUGCAUCGACUUCACUAUGGGCUCUGGAUCUGGCUCAUCUCCCACAACAUCCAGCAGCCCAUCUUCAGUGCCCGCAACAUCAGUUGCGCCUACGACCUUGGCCACCGUGGUCACCACACCAUCGGCUGGCCCAACCACACUCGCCACCGUCACCACCUCAUCCGCCCCUGCGACUUCGACUGCACCCGUGGACGAUACUGGCGAUGACGAGUGCGAUGCUACAGAGCCUGAAGACCCAGAAGAGGGUGAUGAUGGUGAGGGAGACGACGACGAGUGUGAUGCCACCGAGCCGGAAGAUCCGGAGGAAGGCGACGACGGUGAUGAUGAGUGCGAUGCUGCAGACCCCGAGGAGCCUGAGGACCCCACCACUUGUGAGGAGGAGGUUGUAUUUGUGGACGAGUAG